CACCAAGCUGUGGAAUGAAGUGACCACAUCUUUCCGAACAGGAAUGCCCCUGAGAAAACACAGGCAACACUUUAAAAAAUAUGGCAACUGCUUCACAGCUGGAGAAGCUGUGGAUUGGCUUUAUGAUCUACUAAGAAAUAAUAGCAAUUUUGGCCCAGAAGUUACAAGGCAACAGACUAUUCAACUAUUGAGAAAAUUUCUUAAAAAUCAUGUAAUUGAAGAUAUUAAAGGCAGAUGGGGGUCGGAAAAUCUUGAUGACAAUAAUCAGUUAUUCAGAUUUCCUGCAACUUCUCCACUUAAAACACUUCCACGAAGGCAUCCAGAAAUGAGAAAAAACAGCAUCAACAGUUUUUCCAAAGAUAAAGAGAAUGUUUUGAAAUUACGAAACUUGUCUCGUAGAACUCCCAAGAAGCAUGGAUUACAUUUCUCUCAGGAAACUACAGAGAAAGUAAAUCAUGAAAUCAGAGAAGAUCAAGAAAACUCAGGAAAUUAUAGAGAAAUAAGCCAGGAAGAUGUUGAAGAAGUUUGGAGAUACGUUAUUCUGAUCUACCUGCAAACCAUCUUAUGUGUGCCGUCCCUAGAAGAACUCAUAGAUCCAAGCCAAGUAAUUCCUCAGUAUGUGAUGUACAACAUGGCCAACACAAGUAGGCGUGGAGUAGUUAUACUUCAGGACAAAUCAGAUGACCUUCCUCACUGGGUACUGUCUGCCAUGAAGUGCCUAGCAAAUUGGCCAAGAAGUAAUGAUAUGAGUAACCCAACUUACAUUGGAUUUGAGCGAGAUGUGUUCAGAACAAUUGCAGAUUAUUUUCUUGAUCUCCCUGAACCUCUACUUACAUAUGAAUAUUAUGAAUUAUUCGUGAACAUUUUGGUUGUGUGUGGCUACGUCACAGUUUCAGAUAGACCCAGUGGGAUACAUAAAAUCCAAGAUGAUCCACAGUCUUCAAAAAUCCUUCACUUAGCCAGUUUGAAUUCCUUCAAAUCAACUGAGUGUCUUCUUCUCAGUCUGCUUCAUAGAGACAAAAACCAAGAAGAAUCAGAUUCUACUGAGAGACAACAGAUAAGUGAUCGAGGAUUUCAAGGAGGGUGUGCUAAGAAAACGCAGCUCAUUAAUUUAAGAAGCAGGAGAGUCAUUGGUGAUGAUGGAAUGGGAGGAAGUUGUCACAAUUUGAUAGGCCUAAAUAGUUUGCAUGUUCUGUCCUCUAACAUCAAACCAAGGUGCUCCUCUUUGGAAGGAAUUGUAGAUAUGCCAGACUAUUCGAGUAAAAAGGUGUUCAGUGCCUUCCAUCGAUCUGUUCUGAAUACAGAACAAAAUAGUGAACAGUCCUUAGAGUCAAAGCCCAAACAGGAAUCCCUAUUGAAUCUUCACUCAGAGGGAAGUACUCACCAGCCACUCUGUGGUGGUGGCUUCAAGAGAACUUCUACUGUGACUGUUGAAGACCAAGAAGAGUCAUAUCACGGGGACUGCAAGCCCAAACAGCUCCGUAGAUCACAGAGUUUGCUUUUAAGAAGUAGUACAAGGUGGAAUAGCUACGUCAACACACCAGUGGCUGAAAUUAUCAUGAAACCAAACCUUGGACGAGGUAGCACAAGCAUGCAAAGAGCUCUGGAAAGUGAACUCGGAGAGGAUAGCAUCAUGAUCAAUAAAAGACUGUGCAAAAGUACGAUAGAGCUUUCAGAAAACGCUUUACCUCCAGCGUCUGCUGUGUUGACUGGCACACAAAGUUUGCUGCAGCCUCAUUUGGAGAGAGUUGCCAUCAGUGCCCUGCAGUUAUGUUGUUUGUUACUUCCCCCGCCAAACCGUAGAAAGCUUCAACUUUUAAUGCGCAUGAUUUCUCGAAUGAGUCAAAACGUUGAUAUGCCCAAACUUCAUGAUGCAAUGGGUACAAGGGCUCUGAUGAUCCACACCUUUUCUCGGUGUGUGCUGUGCUGUGCCGAAGAAGUGGACCUGGAUGAGCUGCUUGCUGCGAGACUGGUCUCCUUCCUCAUGGAUCACCAUCAGGAGAUCCUUCAAGUGCCCUCAUACUUACAGACUGCCGUGGAGAAACAACUGGACUGCUUACAAAGGGGCCACAUUAAAAGUCCCGGGGAUGGACUCAUUGCUCCUUUGCCAACUUACUCUUACUGUAAACAGAUCAGUGCACAGGAGUUUGACGAACAAAAGGUCUCUACCUCUCAAGCUGCCGUUGCAGAACUUCUAGAGAAUGUCAUUAAAAACAAGAGUUUACCUCUGAAGGAGAAAAGAAGAAAACUAAAGCAGUUUCAGAAGGAAUAUCCCCUGAUAUAUCAGAAGAGAUUCCCAACCACAGAGAGUGAAGCCGCACUUUUUGGUGACAAACCUACCAUCAGACAGCCAAUGCUGAUGUUAAGAAAACCAAAGCUUCGUAGUCUAAGAGAGAUGCACCUGUCUGGUAUUAAAGUAACAAUUAUUCACUGAAAUCUGGCAUGGAGAGAGAGUCCCUCAGCAGAAGACUGACUUUUGUGACUACGGAACAGUUCUAAAAGCCCGGGACCCAGCUCAUCCGCAUUAAUUCUGUAUUUUAGAGGUGUUAUACAGGCACUGGUGCUUUUCUUUCUUAGCUCUGGAGAUGAUUCAGAUAUUCAGCUAGCUUUGAGAAUCAGUGCUUUUUACAACAUUUAAGGAAAUAACCAUGCUGAUGACACACAGACAUUUCUCUUUCAUUGAAAGAAAAACCAGGUAUAAAUGCCUCUCAGCACAAAGCUUCCUGUGUGAAUGAGUUGGUGCACACGUGAAAUAAGUCUGUCUUUUUUGUAUGUAAAGUAUAAAGAAAUAUACAUGUAAUA
Molecule: messenger RNA, 2802 nt
Organism: Fukomys damarensis (Damara mole-rat)
Lineage: Eukaryota; Metazoa; Chordata; Mammalia; Rodentia; Bathyergidae
Gene: Depdc1
Product: DEP domain containing 1
Exons: 13
Coding region: 44-2434 (796 amino acids)
Biological process (GO): intracellular signal transduction
Cellular component (GO): nucleus; transcription repressor complex
Source: RefSeq, a predicted model, not a curated record